AUGUUUACUUUUACCCUUAUUUACAUGUAUUCAAAUUUUUAUACUGCUAAGAAACUGUGGAAAAUACCCAUUAAUGCUACCACUGAUAGCACGCUACCACGGCCUGCACAGGCAAAAGAUCAUGAUGCUAUUUUCAAGGAUAGAUGUUGUUUCCAUAGGUCAAACACAGAAGAAAAACUGGCUUGGUCUGACUCUGUGGAUACGCUACUUGCUAAUAAAGAUGGCCUGGCAGCUUUUAGGAAGUUUUUGAAGUCAGAAUUCAGUGAGGAGAAUGUAGAAUUCUGGCUGGCUUGCGAGGACUUCAAAAAAACCAAGUCUUCCACCAAGAUCGCCGCCAAAGCCCAAAAGAUUUAUGCUGACUUUAUUGAAGCUGAUGCUCCAAAGGAGAUUAAUAUUGACUUCCAUACAAGAAACCACAUCUCUCAGAACAUCUCAGAACCCACCCUCAGUUGUUUUGAUGAUGCUCAGAGGUUAAUCUAUAGUCUCAUGGCAAAAGACUGUUUUCCCAGGUUUCUAAGGUCAAAAGAGUAUAAGGAACUAGCAGAGAAGCAAGAGAACAGAAAUGAAAGAAGGUGGCUCCCAUUUCUGUGAGAAGGUAAAAGCUGGAGGCCUGAGGGGUUAUGAAUUUGUAGAUGCCUCCUGUUGCAACUCAGGAUAGGUAACAUUUUAUUAAAGUGAUUGUACAAAGCA
Molecule: messenger RNA, 690 nt
Organism: Coturnix japonica (Japanese quail)
Lineage: Eukaryota; Metazoa; Chordata; Aves; Galliformes; Phasianidae
Source: RefSeq, a predicted model, not a curated record